Messenger RNA from Volvox carteri f. nagariensis, 2538 nucleotides. RefSeq lists its product as uncharacterized. Gene Ontology annotation, biological process: protein phosphorylation. Bases 1 to 2538 code for a protein of 845 amino acids. The record is from RefSeq and is a predicted model, not a curated record. Lineage: Eukaryota; Viridiplantae; Chlorophyta; Chlorophyceae; Chlamydomonadales; Volvocaceae. Gene Ontology annotation, molecular function: protein kinase activity; ATP binding. Gene Ontology annotation, cellular component: membrane. The transcript is spliced from 15 exons.
AUGGCGUCAACGGAUGCCCAGGUCCUUGCAAAGCCCAGGCAUGUGGAGGGGCCAUCAGGGUUACUAGGUUCAUCGGCGGCUCGAAAGGCUUCCAGAGACAGCUCCAAAAUGUCCAGCGAUAAGCUGCCUCCGGUUGUCGUGUAUCACGACAUCUUCAACCUCAUCAGCAUCGCCUGGCUCAACGCCAGCAACUUUUACUACCUGGCCACUGGCCGGGGCUUCCAGAUCUUCUACCUUAGUACGAUGUUGUACUUCGUUGCGGACCUGAUCUACGUAGGAGUCGUACCUCGAUCCGUGAAGUCCCCCCUCGUCAUUCUCGCACAUCACGUUAUUACGGCGCUGUACGUGCUCAUACCGUACCACUACCCGCAGUACGAGUGGUGCAUGUCGUAUUGCAUGCUUGUUGAGGUGAACACUUGGCUGCUCAUCGCCAAGCGCACCGUGCGGUCUCCCAUCCUGGAGGCGCUAUUUUACGUCACUUGGGUUCUGCUUCGCAACAUAUAUUACCCGUACUUGAUCUGGGUGUUUUACAAGGAAUGGCAAAAGGAGACUUUGGCUUGUGGCACCCGCUGGAAUCCCAUCCUCACGACGCCGAUUUUCCAGACAGCCUUGACCGGCCUCAACUACUACUGGACGAUUUCACUGCUGUUGAAGCCCAAAAAGUCUAAACAGUUCGGAGAUGGCAAAUUUUGGGAGACGGGCAAAGUGGCGGUGAAGCAAAUGGUACCAAACAGACCCGCCUGCAAACUGAGAGGUUCCAUAGCGUAUUUUAAGGGUUUGCAGCUCAUAGCGAAUUCUAUUCGCGACUUAAAAUGCAGAGACUUGGCCAUUCAGGAGCGAAUCCAGGCAGCAGCACGCGUCAACGCCAUGCUGUAUGCGCAGUUUGAAAACAACAUAUCGACCCUGGAUCGCACGGAGCAGGAACGCGAUGCCUGGGCAGCGCACGCAAGGACCCUAGCGCAGAAGCUUGUGCAAGCACGCAAGCGCAUCGCACGCUUGGAACGAGCCCUGGCCGAGGUCACCGGUCAGCCGCUGCCAGAAGUUUCCUCCCUAUUCUCCACUGACGCCAGCGCCGAAGAUGCGGACGAAGAAGCCCGGCAGCUGGCUGAGCUGCUUCAGCUACAGCUGUCCGCUGCGGUCUCGGACUUCCAAACCGCCACGGCACCUUCUGGCCAGACCCCAAUAACGCCGGCACCAACGCCGCAGGCCCGACAACGCGCGGCAGCUGCGGCGCUCUACCCCGCCUCCUUACUAUCCGCGACAGCGGAGACCCGCUCUGCAAUGGCCGCCGAGUCGGCAUCGGCAAUAUCGUCACCAGCGACAGCAGACGGCCAAGGUGGCGCCGCGCCGGUCGUUGGGGAGGCCGCCCCGGGGCCAGGGAUACCCUUCCCGUCGCCUGUCGUCAACCCUACGCCAAACCAACAACGGGUGCUGGAGGCGCUCGUGCGGCGAGGGCAGGCCAUGGGCUGGCUCAUACAGCUCAGCGAGGUGACCCUUGGGUCAGUUUUGGGCGAGGGUGAGUUUGGCGUGACGUAUUUGGGGACCUGGCGUCACGCGGCCGUGGCCAUCAAGGUGGUGCGGCUGCGGCACGCCGCGGAGCUGACAUCUUUCUUGCGGGAGGUGGAGAGCAUGUCGUACAUACGUCACCCCAACGUGGUGCCCUUCUUGGGCGCUUGCCUCUCCGCACCCGACAGGCUGUGCCUGGUGUCCGAGUACAUGCCGGGUGGCACGUUGAGUGAUUGGUUGCACCCCGGCGGCCUGCCCGCGCCGGGUACUCAGAGCGGCGGGCUCAUCAACCCCGUCAAACCCCUCCUGGAGCGACUGAAAAUGGCGCACCAGGUGGCCCUGGGCAUGUGCGCUCUGGAGUCCUGUCGACCCGCGGUACUGCAUCGGGAUCUCAAACCUGCCAACGUGUAUCUGGACCAGCGGGGGGUGGCGCGUGUGGGGGACUUCGGCUUGAGCAGGCGGCUGCUAGAGGAGGCGAGGGCGUCACUGACGGGCGAGACGGGCACGUACUUUUACAUGGCGCCGGAGGUGAUGCGGCACGAAGUGUACGACACCAAGGCCGACGUGUGGAGCUGGGGCGUGCUACUAUCUGAGUGCAUCACGUGCGCCUUGCCGUACGGCCACACGUACAUGACGCCCGUACAGGUGGCGCAGGCCGUUUCUGCGGAGGAGCUGGCGCCGUCGGUGCCCUCCAACAUUCACGAGGAGGUUCAGCUGGUGUUGCGUCUUGCCUGCCAAUUCGACCCUGAGAUGCGCCCUGACUUUGCCAGCCUCGCCGACAUGCUUGGCGGCGCCAUAAAGCACAUCGAGACUGUGGAGGUGGCUCGCCCGACGCUACUGGCUUCCAUUCAGUCCAGUUUAUUUGGGGCGUGGAGCGGUGCCUGGGGCAGGAGCAACUCAUUCCCCCGUAUGAACCUGAGACACCAACAACAACUACAGCAACAACAACAACAGGAACAGGACCAGCGGCCGCAUCAGAAGCAGCAGCAGCAGCAACAGCGACAGCAACUAAAACAACAGCCGACCAAGUAG